Fusarium fujikuroi IMI 58289 is the source of this 1980-nucleotide messenger RNA. RefSeq names its product related to proteoglycan. The transcript has a single exon. The record is from RefSeq and is a predicted model, not a curated record. Bases 1 to 1980 code for a protein of 659 amino acids. NCBI's taxonomy places the organism in Eukaryota, Fungi, Ascomycota, Sordariomycetes, Hypocreales, Nectriaceae.
AUGAGGGCCCCGGAAUUUCGUUGGACCCUAUGGGCCCUGCUCCCCAUUCUCUCUACCUCGUUUGUAAAAGCAGACGCGCCGACAUCUUGUAGUGAAAUGGGCAGUACCUACGAAGCUUCAGUUUACGCGUUCAAUGUUAAUUGCGACACCAUCGGUGGCAAUCCAGCUACUUAUGCUUAUUACUCUGUCGGGGAUACCUUCGCAUCGUGCAUACAGAGAUGUGACCUCGACGAUGAUUGCAUUGCUGUAAACUAUCAACAUUUCACCGGCGAUUGUGAUUUAGUUGCCGCAUUUACUCAGGAACAGCCUUCAUCUGACUACGAUCUUGCUGUGAAAGCAUAUGAGAUACCAACAUCGCCUACAACAACGACAUCAUUGACAACAGAUGCGGUGACUACAUCAGAUGCGGUGACUACCUCAGACGCAGUGACUACCUCAGACGCAGUGACUACAUCAGACGCGGUGACUACCUCAGAUGCAGUGACUACCUCAGACGCAGUGACUACAUCAGAUGCGGUGUCUACCUCAGAUGCAGUGUCUACCUCAGAUGCAGUGACUACAUCAGAUGUGGCGACUACAUCAGACGAGGUGGCUACGUCAGACUCUACAACCGUACUGUCAACAGCGUCAACAACAGAGGCGAUGUCUUCAGACUCUACAUCCCUGCCGUCGAUUGCAUCAACCACUGAUGCGAUUUCUACAUCAGACUCCACGACCCUACUGGAAACGGCGUCGACAUCAGACCUGCUGUCUACAUCAGACUCUGCAUCAACAUCCGAUCCUUUGUCUACCCCAUUAGACUCUACAACCCUAUUGUCUACAUCAAGCUUCACUUCGUCACCAUCAACAGUGACAUCUACAUCAGAAUCAGCAGUGAUACUCACAACAUCAGGCUCAUUUGUAUCUUCAUCUAUGCCUGUGUCAGACUCCACUACAGUGGAGGACGUGACCUCUUCGUCUAUGACAUCUUCGGUCUCGACACUUCUUACUCUAUCCACCUCAGCAUCUUCAGCAUCCUCGGCAUCUCUAUCCUCCACGCUGUCCUCCUCUUCUUCAGUCGUUACUUUGCCCACAUCAACUGGACACUCGACCACAAGCAACAGUAACGCGGCCGUUACCUCUACUACUAAGACAUCUGAGAGUGCUGUGCUCACCGUCAUUGCCACUGCUACAACUAUCAACACAGCUUGCACCACUCUCACUACACUUACAGACACAGUAACGAGUGUCACAUAUGUCACUGUUGAUACCAGCUUAUCUGUGGUUACUACUUGUGUCCCAGUCACUUUGGUAUACAGUCCCUGUGGCUGUGAGCACGAGACCUACACAACCGUCGAUAUGACAACUGUUACCUCUCCCUGUAGUACUGAUGCAUCCUAUACGAAGGAUACCAUCACCCUCACAGUCCCCAAGGCUUGUGAGACAAUGACCAGUGCUGGACAGUCUGCAGUCCAAUAUCCUUCUGGCUGGAUAUGGUCUCAGACAUAUUCCGGCCAUGGUAGUUAUUACCUAGCACAGCCAACAGCGGUGCCACAAACCGACUCUGGGUCAGACAGUACCCAGCCAUCUAAGGUUGUUCCAGUAGUCAGACCCGAAACGAUCUCAGAAGAAGGCAAGGCUUCAGUGAAGGCCACUGAUCGACCACAAAAGGCGACUGGAGAGCCGUCAUCUCAAUCCGGAUCUGACAGCUAUGACCACCCCGAGGCCUCGGCAUCCAAACCCACAACUGCUCCUCAUUAUGAACAGGUCCCAGCCAAGGAAUCCAACAGCCUGGAGGCUCCUUCAUCAUGGACAACUCAUCUCAGCAACCACGAUGCCUCAGCUUCGGCGAGCAAGACAGGAUCAACUGGCGAGACAGCUCAAAGCAAUGUGCCGUCACAGUCUGGUGGAAAAGGAUCCACGCCUAUGACCAUUUCAGGAGCUAGCCGACCUCGUUGCGUGGCUUGGACUGUUGUUGGCUUGGCCCUUAUGCUUUACUAA